UCAAUUCAGCUGACAUUCGUGUUUGCAAUGCAAGCGUUCUUUUGCAGAGUGCGAUUUUCUAGAUUUCAUUUUGAUUGUUAAAAUUACGAUCUUCGUAGAAACUUCUAGUGGAAUACAAAAUGCCAAAGUAUUACUGCGAUUAUUGUGACACAUAUUUAACCCACGAUUCACCUAGCGUGCGGAAAACACAUUGUACCGGCCGAAAGCAUAAGGACAACGUGAAAUUUUACUACCAAAAAUGGAUGGAGGAGCAAGCGCAACAUCUAAUAGAUGCAACAACUGCUGCAUUUAAAGCUGGAAAGAUAGCACAGAAUCCGUUUGGCGGUAAAGGUGCUGCUAUUCCGCCGCCAUGGGAUCCUUCAGUAAUGGGCCCAGGAGGACCGCGACCGCCCGUGCCUACUCCAGGAGGUCCGCCGGGCAUGUUGCCGCCGCCUGCCAUGGGUCCCGGAGGACCAAUGGCGCCACACAUGAUGAUGGGACCGCACGGUCCAAUGCCGCCUAUGAUGGGAAUGCGGCCGCCGAUGAUGAUGGGCAUGGGCCCUAUGGGACCCAUGGGUCCUAUGGGCCAGAUGCGACCACCUUUAAUGAAUGGCCCGCCAAUGAACAAAUAGCAGAAGUUUAAAGUGAGUGAAAGACGAUAAUUUAAUACAAACAGCCACAAACCUUUACCUGGAUUUACUGUAGUUCCAUUUUAACUCAAUUUGUCUCUAAGAAUGGCAUACAAUGUUUCAACCUUUAAGUUUUAUUAAAUGUGGUUGUUACCAUCAUAAAUGUAGUGUUUUGUUAGCAUUUAUGCAUCAUUUAGUAAAUCAGGCCCCAUAGCCGAAUGGCAUUUCUAUGACUUAAUUGAAAACGAAACACCGCAAAAGGUAGUCUGGCUCUGUCGCGCUAAUAUGCAAGAGUGAUAGAGGUAGAUAUCUAUUUGUACAAUCGGCUACACACGCUGACAAUAACUUAAUUUUAUUGACAGCCAAGAAUUUAUUUAAUUUUGUAUAAAUGGUUUCAUUUGUACUUUUCACCAAUUAUUAGUAGACUUUACUAGAAUUAAGGACAGGUUGACAAUCUUUAAGAAAAUGAUGUAAUUAUAAUUUGUAAAGUCCCAUGCAACUUCCAAACCAUGGGUUGCUGAUUAUACAAGAUCUAGGUUAUCAUUGAAUUAUAUUUGUAAAUUAAGUAAA
This is a messenger RNA of Leguminivora glycinivorella, 1178 nucleotides long. RefSeq names its product U1 small nuclear ribonucleoprotein C (gene snRNP-U1-C). Gene Ontology annotation, cellular component: nucleus; U1 snRNP. The transcript has a single exon. Bases 120 to 611 code for a protein of 163 amino acids. NCBI's taxonomy places the organism in Eukaryota, Metazoa, Arthropoda, Insecta, Lepidoptera, Tortricidae. Gene Ontology annotation, biological process: mRNA splicing, via spliceosome; mRNA 5'-splice site recognition; spliceosomal snRNP assembly. Gene Ontology annotation, molecular function: pre-mRNA 5'-splice site binding; zinc ion binding. The record is from RefSeq and is a predicted model, not a curated record.